AUGCAGUUCCACGUCAAACGCACACUCGAGGGCGGCGAUGACAUCAAAGGCUACGAGCUGCCCUCAUGGGCGCUGCUAGUCUUCCUCGUCGACUUCUUGGCUUUGAUUCCCAUACUUCUCCUCUUCCAAUAUACCUUCAAGCUCGUCUAUCCCGUCUUCGCCAUGGUUGAAGAUGAGAACCCACCCGCCUACGAACCCGUUCCCCUCGACCAGUCUGCGUCCAGCCGCGAAGAGGGCGUCGCUCGAAACCGCUUCAAGUCCACCCAUGGCCAGCCUCGCACCGUUACGUCUUCCUUCCGCGCCGUCAACCGUCUCCUCAUGGCCAACGGCGGCGUUCUGGCCAACUUCCGCGGUUUCUUCUGCUUCCUCGCCCAGCUCUUCCUGACUUCUAUCCUCGUGGGCAUCUUCACCGGCACCCUCGGCCGCUACUUCGUCCCCGUCGCCACCCUCCUCGCCUCCUUGGCCCUGGUUCAGUACAGCACCGCCUGGGUUCACAUCAUCAUUUCUGAGCCAUCGCAUCUGCACUUUUGGUCUCGCCUGCCUCCCUUCCGACGCACAUUCGAGGCCACCUGGAAGGCCGUCACGAUUUUCUGGUUCGCCAGCGAGGUGGCUCGCUUCCUCCCCAUAUCCGUCGCUCUCAUUCUCCGCCUCAAGAUGCCCAAGGCUGCCUACAACGAACCCGUGGACAUGGACGCCCUUGGCGCCGGCUUCGUCGUCAAGUCCGUCAUUGUCACCGUUGUCACCAUUGUCACCUCUGUCUUCGUUGUCAUCCCCGCCUAUGUUGUUCUCGUCCGCGUCCAGGCCUCACUGUUACCCGUCGAGCAGAGCACCAUUAUUCCCUUUGACCGCUCCUUUGACGGCAAGGUUGAGCCCGAGAUCGUCGGUGGCAAGGGCUAUGCCACCGUCUCUGACGCGUGGACUACCUUCAGCAAGACUGCAUGGCGCCGCCUCUUGAUUCUCUACGUCAAGAUGUUCUGCCUGAGCUUGGCUGCCAUGUCCCUCAUUGUUGCUGUUCUCGUGCCUCAGGGUGUCUUUAUUGCCAAGCACAGCAGGGAGAUGCACUGA
Molecule: messenger RNA, 1065 nt
Organism: Metarhizium album ARSEF 1941
Lineage: Eukaryota; Fungi; Ascomycota; Sordariomycetes; Hypocreales; Clavicipitaceae
Exons: 2
Coding region: 1-1065 (354 amino acids)
Source: RefSeq, a predicted model, not a curated record